Colletotrichum truncatum is the source of this 477-nucleotide messenger RNA. RefSeq lists its product as uncharacterized. NCBI's taxonomy places the organism in Eukaryota, Fungi, Ascomycota, Sordariomycetes, Glomerellales, Glomerellaceae. The record is from RefSeq and is a predicted model, not a curated record.
AUGACAUCUCAAUUCGAGACUAGCAUAAGAUUCCGGGAGGUGACGUCAAGGCCCUUUUCACCUGACCCAGAUACUCACAGAGGCCGUAAGAGGCACCGGAGCCUUACAAGAAGUGAAAUGACGGCCAUCCACUACGGCGGGACGGGCGAGUCCAGCACCUUCCGCGGCCGUCCCCGACGUCGAUCGACCUCGCCGAUGCUACUAUCGUCUAGAGCCUCUUCACGAGCCAUCUUGAAUUCUUCCGUAUCGCCUAUAAGGAAGCGCCUUCUCCGCGUUGUCCUGAUUGACCGACGACGAAGCCAGAGCCCGUCUCGAUCCCGGUCACCUAAUCAUCAGCAGGCACCGCCUCGACGCCGUCAGAGGACUCGGAGCCGAAGCCGAACCCAUACGAAGGAGGUUUACCAGAAGAAGGAACAGCUUCCUCGACUGUUCACGGAAAAACUAUUCAAGGCGUCUGGCAAACCAUGCCAAGAUUGA